Messenger RNA from Besnoitia besnoiti, 738 nucleotides. RefSeq lists its product as uncharacterized. The transcript is spliced from 3 exons. The record is from RefSeq and is a predicted model, not a curated record. NCBI's taxonomy places the organism in Eukaryota, Apicomplexa, Conoidasida, Eucoccidiorida, Sarcocystidae. Bases 1 to 738 code for a protein of 245 amino acids.
AUGUCUUGCUACCGACACGUCUGGCGCAGCGCGCCGGCAGUCGCGCUUUCAGAUGUGCAGCGCUGGGGGCGUAGGAACAACGUGCAUAAACUCACGCUGCUUGUGCAGACCUACGAGAAGCCCUGCGUCAAGCGGACGCGUAUCGCGGAGGAAAAGGCCUACUACCCGCGCUGGUUUUACCUCCGCUACUGCGCGGAAGUCAUCAAAUACUCUCUGAAGCACCACCUCCGUCUCGGCGCGCCCCUGGAUCCCAAAGAUGAUCAGCGACUCGACUGCAUUCAGCCGCUGCAGAUGCCAACUGCCGAGGAGCGACGCAGCGAACUCGCGCGCCUUGAGGAAGAACUCACGAGUCUACACAAACAAAUCCUCGAAAUGGACGCCUUCAGCGUGAUCACAGGCGCAAAGAAGUCGCUGGCGACCAGCGAUCCGCUGCACGUCACGGCGGCAGACAUCCUGGAGGAGGUUGAGAGGAGGCAGGGGAGGUUGCUGUCGCUGUCGGCCUUCGUGCGGAGGUACUACCGGCCGCAGAGCGCCGCGAGUCGCUCGUGGACGCUGAGUGAACUCCGCGUUCUGCAUCUGCGACUCGAGCGUCUUGUGGUGCUCGUCUUGGAGGUUCAGUCCCUGCGCGAUCUCCUGGCCCUGGAAGACGGCAAAUGCGCGAAAUGGGGGAAAGGCUUGAAGGAGGAAGAACUCGUGAAGCUUUUCGACACGAAGCGAAUCGAUCUCACGUCACCCUAA